AUGACCGGACUCACGCAAGAGCAGAUAAAACAAUUCAACGAGCAGGGCAUGCUCUGCAUAUCCGAUUUUCUCUCCCAUGCAGAAGUUAAACAGAUGAUGGCCUCGGCCCACGACCUUUUGACUGAUCUUGAUAUGAACACCCACCCUAGAACUCAGUUCAAAACGGGUGACAACAACCAUAUAGGUGACAAGUACUUUUUUGAAUCUUCUGAUAAAGUGUCGUACUUUUUCGAUGUGGACGCAUUUGACGAGAACGGCCUGCUACAGUACCCGAAAGAGCAGGCGGUCAACAAAAUCGGCCAUGGGCUCCACAUGCAUCACGACUUGUUUCGAGAAAUCACAUUCAAGGAACGAGUCAAGGACAUAGCACGUGACCUCCAGUACACAGACCCCCGGGUGCUCCAGAGCAUGCUUAUAUUCAAAAAUGCCAUUGGAAAGGGCGUGGACGAAGCCCGCAAAAACGAUGUUCCGCCCCACACUGACGGCACCUUCUUAUAUACCAAUCCCCAGUCGGCUCUCGGCUUCUGGUUUGCUUUGGAAGAUUGCACUGCCGCAAACGGCUGCUUGUCCUACCAUCCAGGCUCCCACAAAAGCUUUCCUAUUCAAAAGCGAUUUGUGCGUGUGGAUGGGGCCUCGAAAGGUUGUAAAAUGCUCGAAUUGAAGACCCACGUGCCAUGUCCGCAGGACAGUCCUGAGAAAUAUAAGCUUUUUGAGUGCAAGGCGGGCUCCUUGAUCCUCAUCCACAACUCAGUUCUCCAUAAGUCGGAGCGGAAUGUGCUGGGCAAGUCGCGCUUUGCGUAUGCCUUUCAUUUGAUAGACGGGGUCUGUGAAUAUGACAGCUCGAACUGGCUCCAGGUGCCGCCUCUGGGUGGUGCCAAUUUCCUGCGGUUGUAUGAAGGGUGA
Molecule: messenger RNA, 903 nt
Organism: Metschnikowia bicuspidata var. bicuspidata NRRL YB-4993
Lineage: Eukaryota; Fungi; Ascomycota; Pichiomycetes; Serinales; Metschnikowiaceae
Exons: 1
Coding region: 1-903 (300 amino acids)
Source: RefSeq, a predicted model, not a curated record